This is a messenger RNA of Pocillopora verrucosa, 1413 nucleotides long. RefSeq names its product histamine H2 receptor-like. Gene Ontology annotation, molecular function: G protein-coupled receptor activity. The record is from RefSeq and is a predicted model, not a curated record. Lineage: Eukaryota; Metazoa; Cnidaria; Anthozoa; Scleractinia; Pocilloporidae. Gene Ontology annotation, biological process: G protein-coupled receptor signaling pathway. Gene Ontology annotation, cellular component: plasma membrane.
UACCUGAAGCGAUGGAAAGCAAAUCUUCCCAGAAUUGAUCUCGGAACGUGCCCCUUUGGGGCGCAGAUGGGAGUUGAUUCCACAUAAUCUCGAUCACUGGAGAAAAGAACGUGUAAGAAAACAAAUUUUACAAUGGUGAAUGUUAGCUUGAAUGGGAUCUACGAGGUAACACUGUCGGUGACCUGCGCCGCCUCAACCAAAGGAAACCAAUUCUUGUUUUUUCUAACAGCUUUAAACUUUCUCCUCGCCAUUUCAGCGUCUCUGGGAAAUGCUGUAAUCUUUUUUGCCUUGCGAAAGAUUUCUUCUCUUCAGCCAGCAUCCAAACUCAUGUUUCAAUGCCUGGCAGUUACUGAUUUUUGUGUUGGCGUUUUUUCUCAACCUUUGUUUGCCGUCCAGUUGUUGUCGAUAGCAAAUCAGCGAUUGCAGCUUUGUUACAUUCUUGUGAGCAUCAAUAACGUUGCUGGGAAAGCUCUAAGUGGAGUGUCGUUGUUCAUUUUAACUGCAAUAAGUUUAGACAGACUUUGUGCUCUUUGUUUGGGAUUGACUUACAAGAGUGUCAUAACUUUCAGGCGAACACGCACGAUGAUUAUUUGGAUUUGGCUUUUGAACAUUUCCCUCGCCAGCCUGAGACGGUUUUGGAAGUAUCUUUUGAUAACUGAAGUAAUGUCUGCUUUCAUAUAUUCCGCACUAAUAACCUCAGCUAUCUCCUACUUGACGAUCUACCUUAAACUACACAAAUAUUGCAAUACGCUGCGAGCCUCUGAUCAAGAUGACCAAUCGAACGUGCGAAGGAGUGCUUUCAACAUUGCCAAGUACAGGAGGACAGUGUGCACUGGGUUGUACGUACAGGUAGCAUUAGUGACCUGCUACCUUCCAUUUGGAAUAGUAAUGGCUUUAGCGAGCACUCGCGGUUACAACUCAUCGUUUAACGUUGCUGCUCGACUGACAAUCACUCUUGCUUUACUUAAUUCAUCAUUAAAUCCCAUUCUCUACUGCUGGAGACUAAGAGGAGUUCGACAAGCAGUGAGGGAGAUUAUAAGACGCCCAAGUCAGUUAUCUUAGUAGAUCUGCAUUUAGCAAUUUUUAUAAAGUUAAACUGUUUUGGGUGCAGUUCAGCGAACGCUAUAAUUACAUAGCUUUUUUCGUAGUUGACGUUUCAGAAAAGAGAAAAUUAAGGGCAUAGAUAAUAGAAUGUUCAACUUAAAUAAUUAAUAACGUUACACUUUUGCCCCAAAAUGGCGACCUCGGGUUUCGAAAACAGUACAUCGGUAAGUUAAGGUUUCUUUCUUGGGAAAAAUUUAGGAGUCAACAGAGCCAAAACUCAAAGCUGAUAAUUAUAAAAGAGUGGCAUAAUCACUUUAAGAUUCAGCUGAAUCGUUUAAUUUCAAAACAGAGCUGAUAAUAUAAACUGUU